Messenger RNA from Tribolium castaneum (red flour beetle), 3436 nucleotides. RefSeq names its product active breakpoint cluster region-related protein (gene RhoGAP1A). Lineage: Eukaryota; Metazoa; Arthropoda; Insecta; Coleoptera; Tenebrionidae. The transcript is spliced from 11 exons. The record is from RefSeq and is a predicted model, not a curated record. Bases 139 to 3276 code for a protein of 1045 amino acids. Gene Ontology annotation, cellular component: membrane. Gene Ontology annotation, biological process: positive regulation of GTPase activity; signal transduction. Gene Ontology annotation, molecular function: guanyl-nucleotide exchange factor activity; GTPase activator activity.
UGGCGUUGGCAGUAUGAGUCGGAUAAAUCAACACCCUGUUAUGUCGUUGUGUCAGUCAAUUGUGUUUUUGCUUCAUGUUCCAGUAGAUUAGCGUAAUUAAAUUAAAUGAAGGGCUUAGUUAAUAUGAAUUAAUCAAAAAUGAGUGUUUUUAACGAUUUUCAACAAGUGUGGUUGCAACGAUUUCCUGACAAUCCACUUCCAGGGGCAUGGGAGGAACAUGUCAAGUUGAAUUUGGCGAAACAUCGACAGAAAGUGUCGAUGUUCAAGGAAGAAGUCCGCAAGGAAGAGAUUUACGUUGAGUAUUUGGAGCGUCUGCUCCUCGAUAUCCAAAAACACAAGAAACAAGAGUCGGGAGAAGAAGGUGAAUCAAGCAAGAGUGAUGUCACAGCUGAUAACGUAUCAAAUAGCGCGACCAACUUGAGCCUUGAGGAGUUCGAGACCUUUUCGGCAAACAUGUGCGUGACGGAGAUUUCGAACGUAUUGUCGAAACUCAACUCUGAGCAAAGUGAAGACGUUGAUUUGUCAAUGCCAGACCCGAGUUCUUUCGUGACGGUGAUCGAAGUGAAUGGUUUGAAACCGUCGGCGAGCACUCAAACUCCACCAAAGAUACCAGUAAAGCCUGAUUUUAGUAGAAAUAACAGUUUGCAAGAGAAAAUCGAGCCUGAAGAGCGCGUGUCAACACCUGAGGAGCCUUACUACGACGUUGUUGCGCCCGAAGAUCAGGACUUCAAUCUGCCUGAAAGUGAUAAUUCAAGUGCUGAAAAUACUCUAAGUUCCCAGGCGUCCUUUAUGCCGAAGAAAGGGUCACAAUCACCAAGUGCUUCAAACUACGUCAAUAUUGAAUAUUUCAUACAGGCGAGCAAUCAAAACGAUAAUGAACACAGUAGCAGUGACGAGGAAGGCACUGAAAUGCGUCACAGAGGCAGCAACGGCUCGUACGCAAGUUCAAGUUCAUUAGAUUCAUCAACGCCCCACAGCAGACGAAAAUUUCAACCUGAGGAUCUUGAGACUGCCACUGAAAACUCACGGUACAAAUGCAUACUAAAAAAUAUAAUAAGCAGCGAGGAGGAGUACGUGGAAUGGUUGAGUGUGUCAAUGAAGUACAUGAAAGCGCUCCAAGCGACUUUGACGACGUCCCAACGAAUUAUCACAGAGACUGAACUGAACACAAUUUUCUACAAAAUUCCAGAACUGUACGGUGUGCAUUCAAGCUUCCUCGAAGUACUGAAAAAUCACGUGGAAAAGAAUGACAAUUCGGGAAAGACGGGCGAAUGCUUCAAGAACUUGGCUUUAAAUCUAGAACUGUACGGAGCAUUUUUGAGCAAUUAUGGGCGCGCUUUGGACACGGUGCGAAAAUGCUGCGAGACGAAUUCGCUAUUUCGGGACGUGACCAAAAACAUCACCUGCAAAUACCUCUCGAAACAGCCGAACAACUUGGAGGAAAUCCUACACAAGCCGGUGGCAAGGGUGCAAAAGAAUGCGUUGGUUUUGCACGAUUUGUUGAAUUCGCUGCAAGGAACACAUCCCGAUUACGCUAGCCUUUCUGAAGCUUUACAAUUGACGCAAGGUUUCCUUGACCAGUUUAAUAUGAUUCAAACCAAGUCCAUGUUUCCUGUGUCCGACCGAGCGCAAAGGCGGCUCGUUAAAAAUUCAUUUAUUGUCGAAUUUGCAGACGGCCAUCGGAAAUUGAGGCAUUUGUUUUUAUUUAAUGACGUCAUCGCAUGUGCGAAAUACAAGCCAUCCGGGCGUACUGAAAAAUACACAUUUGAACUAAAAUGGUUCAUCCCUGUGGAAGACAUAAUCAUUUUCCGCGAAACCAGCCCUCAGCAUCACCACGAAUCAACUGUACCAAAUAUUGUAAGUCUUAAAUCGCAAGCAUCAAAUGUUAGAGAUCAAUUACGCCAAGAAGAAAAAGCUUUAGAAGAUAAGAAAACACGCAGCACUCGUGGUUCCGACAAAUUCAAAAAACGUCUAGUGGAACUCGAAAGUCAGUUAGUUUUAGUUUCACCAAAUUUACCGUUCCGUAUUAAAAACCGUCAGACUGGAAGGUUGUACACGUUCUUUUUGUCGUCGGAAUUCGAACGCACCCAGUGGGUCGAAGCGAUUUUAACGCUACAGAAAACGGGUAAACCACCGGUACCUUCACCCAGUUUUAGCAUGCUGGAGUUGCAAACGUGGAUAACGGCAUGUCGGGCAUUUUUAAAGACGAAUAUGGGGUCGUAUCUGUUGAGAAGCGUCCAUGAUGAAAGCCUCCUAGUCGGGGAUUUACAUGUGCAUAUUUUUGAACUGACCGGACUUGAGUACAGCUGUGAGCUAUACGUGGUGUUUGAGGUCGAUUUCUACGGCCACUUUUUCCAAAAAGCCAAAACUAAGGCCGUUCAGAGCUCGAACGUGUUCACGUGGGGCGAGAAAUUCGUAAUUGACCUUGAAGGAUGCGAGAAUUUGCGUAUUUUAGUAUAUAGAACUAGUACAAGUACAAUUAAGGAGGAUACACUGGUGGGGAAAUACACACAGAAGUUGAGUCGGAGUUGGCUGAGGACUGAACCAGUUGAAAAGAAGUUUAAUAUAAAUGUGGCCACACUGAGGCUGAAUUUGACGUACAUUCCGUGUGUGGUGAGUCUACGGAGAUUGCCGACGGGGAAAAAUGGCGCCCUCUUCGGCGAGAAAAUUCAAGUCGUUUGCAAGCGCCAAAAAAGAGACAUUCCGUUCAUUAUCACAGCAUGUAUCAAGGAAGUGGAAAGGCGGGGAAUGACCGAAGUGGGUUUGUACCGCGUUUCAGGUUCCGCAUCGGAUAUUUCCAAGCUGAAAAAAUCGUUCGAGACAAAUUCUUACGAAGCCGAACAACUGUUGAAAGAAGUCGAUAUCCAUUCCGUAACCGGUAUUUUAAAAUUAUACCUACGCGAGCUUCCCGAAGCUCUUUUUACCGAUCAACUGUACCCAGCUUUGUCAGAGGCAUUUAACCAAAGUAACGGAAACUACACCCGUCGCAUUGAGCUGUUGAAGGGCUGUUUCGCCAAGCUUCCGCAGCAAAAUAAAAUCAUUAUCAAGUUCAUUUUGGAUCAUUUGAUCCGAGUGCAUAAACACGAAGAGGAUAAUAAGAUGUCGCUGCACAAUCUGGCGACGGUUUUCGGGCCGACGCUCUUAAGGCCGGGCUUCAAAGCCAGCCAGAACAAGCCGAAGGAUACGCUUUCGGCCGAAACGGUGGACGUAAUGGCGCAAGCGGGGAUCCUGUAUUGCUAUUUGCAGGACCUUGAUUCGAACAAAAAUAAUUGCUAAAAUUAUGUAUAUAAAUACCAGUAUUGUAUUCGUAUCGUGUGAUUUUGCGGUCACUGAGACUUAUAUUUAUGUGAAAAGUAUUUUUGUAUAGUGGCUUUUCCGAAUGAAUUUUGUAUCCUAUUCCGAAGCUUUUGUAAAUAAAUAUAGACUAUCAGACAAA